AUGCUUUUCAAGCCUCUCGCAUUCGCAGCCACCGCUGCUGCCAUUCUCAUUGUCCCCGAGACUUCCGAGAAAGACGACAGCAUCUUUCGCACUCUGCCCAUCGCGGCCGACACCUUCGAGGUCCCUGCGACCGCUUAUGCCCAAGUCGUCGAUGUGCCUUGCCUUCAGUGCCGCGGCCAGGAUUCUCAACUAGAACUUAACUUCGGCGUCCAUGACCGUCGCCUAGUACUCAACGGCUUCGAGCUUUACCCUCACGCCGACCCUUGGAAUGGAGACCUGUCAGCUGCUGUUAUCAAGGGUAACGGCAAGAGCGAUAUGCGCCGACUAGGAUAUGGUCUGGCUAUUCGUCCCGAGGGUAUCGAUGAGGACCAGCACCUCGAGGUUGUCAAUGUCGAAGUUAGAAUUAUCGAAGUUGGCGACCGAUUCGUCGAUGGCGUUCCUCCUGUCACAGUCAAGCUCAUCAAGGCUCCGGUUGGCGAGAUCAUUAUCGGAAGCAUUGAGGUUAAGGGCGCUGGACAGAAGGCGCCAGAGGAUUGCUCCAUGUGGUGUCGCACCAAGGGUAUGGUCCACGACACCUGGAGGGGAGUGAAGGGCAAGUUCAAGGGCUGCCACGGAAUGAAGGGUAAGGGCAAGGGUCAUGGUCAUGAACACAAUCACGGCCACAAGACCCCUCAUGGUCACGGCAAGGCAGAGGGCAAGCCCACUGAUGCUUUCCGACAUGGCCCAGUCAUGGACAACGAGCCCGAGCAGUCAUGGGGCGAGGUCUUCAAACAUGUCGCCGCAUACAUUGUCAUCCCUGUCCUCAUGGGUGUUGCUGCCGGUGUUGGAGUCGCCUUCUUCGCCAUGUUCCUUUGCACCAUGGUUCUCCGUCUAGUCCGUCUUUUCCAGACUGAACCCACUGAGUCUGCCCCAGGCGCUACUCACAAGGCUGCCAUUUCCGAGAUGCUUGUCGAAGACGAGAAGGCUGGCCUUAUUGUCGACGAAAAGGCUCUCCCCCAGUACGAGCCACGUAACUAA
Molecule: messenger RNA, 1017 nt
Organism: Fusarium sp. VM40
Lineage: Eukaryota; Fungi; Ascomycota; Sordariomycetes; Hypocreales; Nectriaceae
Source: the annotation of a GenBank genome assembly